Mercenaria mercenaria is the source of this 13682-nucleotide messenger RNA. Its product is annotated as E3 ubiquitin-protein ligase ariadne-1-like. The transcript is spliced from 7 exons. Lineage: Eukaryota; Metazoa; Mollusca; Bivalvia; Venerida; Veneridae. Gene Ontology annotation, molecular function: protein binding. Bases 281 to 1177 code for a protein of 298 amino acids. The record is from RefSeq and is a predicted model, not a curated record.
UGUUAGACUUGUUUUAUUCAAAAGGCCCGAUGCAUUAGAGUACACAUAUCAUUAAAUAAAAUGCUAGUGUAAACCUUACAGAGGUAUCUAAAUUUCUACAGAGAUAUCCAAUUGAAAUACAAAAUCUGGAUUUUAAAUUUGUGUGGCCUUGGUUCUAUUUAGAGAAAGAGAAACAAAACCGUACAAACACGUCAUUGCUGCGCAGUUGAUUUUUCAUUUCAUGGUGAUAGUUCGAAGACGUCAUUUUCAGUAGCUCCUUUCCAUCUAGGGACAAAAAGACAUGUCUGCAGAAGAAAUUCAAGUGUUUAUAAAGGGAAUAUCAGCAAGUACGUCAACCAUACGCAUUGCAAAGAAUGCUACGAUAGCGGAAUUAUUUCAAGAAUAUUCAGAGCAUAUUGGAUUGACAGGCACUUUUGGAUUAGUCUAUGGAGGCAAAGAACUGAAAGAGACAACUGCAGAUGGAAAAGUAAUGCACCUCAAAGACUAUGGAAUAGAAGACGAAUCAAAUAUCGGUGCUGUUCUACGUCUUCCCGGAGGUUCUGGAGGUUUCGAAAAACGCUAUGGCAACAAAGUAAAACUCUCAAAAAGAGACGAUAUGCUGGGUAUUGACGAUCAAGCUGUAGAUAUGCCAUGUGGUCAUGCUAUUGGACCCAAUUCUAUGACAUGGUAUGUAAAAGAACAGGUGGGGCCGGAACAUAGUAAGUAUCAAAUAUGCUGCCCGGCUGUGGUAGAUGAUACAAUGAACGAAACCUGUAAACAACCGUGGGGUUUCAAAAAGGUAAAGAAGGUGGCACUAUUCACUAAAGAUGAAAGAACAGACGUUGAAGGGAAGAUAUCGAACAACUACAUACGUAUAGCUUUGAAAAGCAAAGUAUGCCCAAAGUGUGAGUCCUUCUGCGUGAGACAAAAUAAAGCCAAUCCUCGUGUAGUAUGUACAUACUGCACAUCUAAGACGGGGACAAAGUUUGAAUUUUGUUGGGCAUGUCUCCGUCAGUGGAAAACAUCCGGGACAAGCUCUUGCGGCAACGACAACUGCGAAGAUCAAUCACACAACUCUACCGGCACUUGUGCAAGCAGUUUAUUUCAGAAUUUCAGGGACAUGAUUGGAAGAUGGCGAGACAAUACAGGCCAGUUUUUUAUGGAGUUGCUUGUAUGCUACGGUCCAAACUUUAUGUAAUUCUCAAACAAGAUUUUCGCUGACUACAUAUCAAAUAUUUAAAGUUUAAUACACACAAGGCACAUAAACGCUUUACUUUCUAUCAACAUUUUAUUAUUUUAGGAUACUGUUUCCAAGUUUUCAAACUUCUCUAUGUACAAUGAUAUUCUUUCACAUUAAGCAGAAAAUAUUGUACUGCCAUUUUGGAACAAUUAAUUUCGUGGUUAAGAAAUUUCGUUACGGCUACUUCGCUGGGAUAUGAAUUGUUGGAAUUUUAAUUUUGAAUAUAAAAUGAACGGGAUUUAAUUUCCUGGAUUCAUUCAACCACGAAAAUUAGUUCCCAAAGAAUAUCAAUAAUUUCACAGUUGUGUUUUAUGUAUAUAAUUCUAUUAUUUCAUUAUUUUUAUGUUUCUGUGAAAUGAAUGACUAUAUUUCAUUGCAUCAUCUUUUCUCAUCGCUUGCAAAAAUGAGAAAAAAGUAUAAAAAGUUUUAAAAAAAAAAGUAAAAAGACAUAAAACAUUAAAAAAAAUAUUGUAUAUAUAAUGAAAGCUUUAUAUCAUGUUUGCUGAUGUUUCUGUUGUUGUAUAUGCAUUGAUUUAUUGUUCUUGAAUGUAAGCUUCUUUGUAUUAUGGGUUUUGUACAUAUUGUGCAGGAGUGUCCGAUUUAAUGUCAGGCUGAUUAACUCAUACAUUUAGAUAGUGAUAAAUAUGUAGACAAAUCAUGAAAGUCUUGGUGUUAGGUGAUAUAUAGUAUAAGUAGAUAUUUCUGUGUUUGAUAUGCUUGCUUGUUGAACAGAUUUCCCUAAUAUGGUUACUAUGUUGUAUUGAACUUCAAAAUACAAUUUAUAAAAAUAUCAUAAACAUAUAGGAGAGACGUUUCAAUAUGAAAUUUGAUAAUACAUAACAUUUGUUUAUGUUUAGUUAAAGUUUAAGGCAGUUCUGCACGUUCAAAUUUUUUUCUACAAUUUAGCAUUUGAUUAAACUCUGAUUUUUUAAAACUUCAGAAUAUACCCAGCAAAUAAAAAUAAUAGGCACGUUUGCUUGAUUUUUUAGCUCACCUGAGCAAUGCUUAUGGUGAGCUAUUGUGAUCACGCUGUGUCCGGCGUCCGUCGUGCGUGCGUGCGUGCGUCCGUCGUCAACAAUUGUGUUUAAAAGACAUCUCCUCCAUUGAAUGGAUUUUGAUGAAACUUGGCAUGGUUGUUUCUUGGAUGGUCCUCUACCAAAGUUGUUCAAAAGGUUCCGCUUGGUUGCACAUAGGGGCCGCCAGAGCUAAAUAUAAAAAAAAAUUCAAACAACAUCUCCUCCUUAAACGAUUGGCCGAUUUUGAAAUAAUUUCACACAAAUGGUCCUUAUGUCACCCUCUAUCAAGAUUGUUCAACUUAUUUUGAUUCGUCGAAAAACAUGCCGCCAGAGGGCUUGGUCACUUUUCCCUAUAUGUAUAUGGUAGAAACUUUAAGAUUCUUCUUGUGUGAAACUGCUGGCCCAAUUUUAGAAUAAUUUUACACAAAUGGUCCUUGUGUGACCCUCUACCAAGAUUGUUCAAAUUAUUCCGAUUGGUCCAAAAACAUGCCGCCAGAGGGCGUGGUCACUUUUCCCUAUAUGUAUAUAGUGAAAACUUAAAAAAUCUUCUUGUGUGAAACUGCUGGCCCGAUUGUAGAGUAAUUUUACACAAAUGGUCCUUGUGUGACCCUCUACCAAGUUUAUUAAAAUUAUUUUGAUUCGUCAAAAAACAUGGCCACCAGAGGGCAUGGUCAUUUUUCCCUAUAUGUAUAUAGUGGUAAUUUUAAAAAUCUUCUUGUGUGAAACUGCUAGCCUGAUUUUAAAAUAAUUUUACACAAAUGGUUCUUGUGUGACCCUCUACUAAAAUUGUUCAAAUUAUUCCGAUUCGUCAAAAAACAUGGCUGCCAGGGGCGUGGCCACUUUUCCCUUUAUGUAUAUAGAAGAAACUUAGAAAAUCUUCUUGUAUAAAAUUGUUAGCCUGAUUUUAAAAUAAUUUCACACAAAUUGUCUUUGUGUGAUCUUCUACAAAUACUGUUCAAAUUUUUCUGAUUCGUCAAAAAACAUGGCCGCCAGAUGGCGUGGUCACUUUUCAUCAACAAUUUCUUUAAAUAACAUCUCCUCCAUAACUACUGAAUGUAUUUUGAUGAAACUUUACACAAAUGAUCUCUUGGUAGCCCUCUUUCAAAGUUGUUAAAUGGUUCCGGUUCAUUGAACAUACAGGUUUGUUUGGUUAAAAAUAGGUUUUCGGCUAUCAGACUUUAAGAUCCUUUUCUCUACAGCUUUGAUAAUUGGCAUAUGAUAUAAGGGUUUGACUUUUGACUCUCUACCAUAAAUGUCCAAAUUGCCCUAAGGUCAAUAAAAUGGCCAUGCCCGUGUCUGACAUGUACUUACUAUAGGCUUAUAUAUAAGAAACUUUGAAAAUCUUUUUCUGUGAGUCAAUAAUAGCUAGAGCCUUGAUGUUUGGCGUGUGAUAUCAGAUUUGUAAUGUCUACCGUAAUUAUUCAAAUUAUUGCCCGAGAUUCAAAAAUGUGGGUGACAUGUAUAUAAUAUAGGCUAACAUAGAAGAAAUCUAACUCUGUACUUAUAUAAACACACUUGAAGCCUUGUACACAGGUGAGCGCUUUAGGGUUAAUGACCCUCUUGUUUGCUAGACAGAUUUGAAGAAUUUGGUCUCAUGCAAUUUUUCAUAAUGAGAGUCUAUGGGAAUAUCAUAACUUUCAUAACAUUUUCGCGAAUAGAAAUGUUUCUACAAUGUAGAAUUUAAUGAAACUUCUCACAAUAUGGCCAAUAAUGUAGUGAAAUAAAAUGUAUAGGUCCGUUUGCUUAUUUUUGAGAUAUUUGACCUUGAUUAAAGUGAUUCGCACUUUUCAUGCUAAUUUUAAAACACUUUGAAUUACAUGUAUUUAACGUGUCAGAUGUUUAAAUAUAUUAUUUCAACUUUAGAAAGACAGUAACAGUGCCGUUAUAAUAAAUUUACUCACAUGUUGCUAUUAAUUCAUAAGAUGACGCCGAAUCCAGGCUUUAUUCUACGUUUUUCGGAUAAAUGACAUUACGUCAUCACUUCCGACUUAUCAAACGUGAAGAACUACCUUAAAUGAACAUGAUAUCCUCCCCCACGCCCCUGUAAGUGAAAGGGUAUAUUGGAAUCACUUUGUACAAUAUGUCUGUCCUCUUCCGCAUUUAAUUCUGCUGUAAGCGGAUCGAAUGAUAGACAGCAAAGAAAGAUAAUGAAAAGCUCUCUGCAGUAUCUCCCAGUUUUGUAUUUAUUUUUUUCACACGAUUUCCCACUGCUCAGCUUCUGAAAUAUAUUUUAAAGAGAAAGAGCAAGGUUCAGUAAAACAACUCUGUUUUGAAUAUUAUAAAAUGUAGUUAGUUCUUUUCCAUAUCGUCAAACUGUACAACUUAUUGACCUAAAAUGUUUCUAUAUUUCAUGGCUUUGUAUCUUAUAUUCUACUUUCCCAUCUGAUAGUAAAGGCGUCAGGUACAUGAUUUGCAUACUGAAACACGCAUAUUAAGAAGAUUUUCAAAUUCUUUGUUCUACUCAUUAUGAUAGCUGCACAACAUUUUGAACAACACAAAUAAUUGUAAAAUGAACUUUUAAAGUUUUUGCCCAUUUUCAAUCAGAUAUCAGACAUUUAUCAAUGUACCCUUAGCUGUUAUUUGGGUCUCAAAAUUUGCAAAAAUGAUUGUUUGGAAGCUUUCUGGCUGCCAUUAAUAAGUAGGACAUUAAGUAGAGCCUUUUUUAAAAAAAAUCUUAGAUGACACUGUACAUUUUUAAUGUAAAAAUAGAAAAAUCAAAGAUACGUGGGUAAAGAUUGUACAAAGUGAUUUUUACAAAUUUGUCAUCAUCUUCAUUACAUUAAAUAUAUCAUGUUUUUGUAUAUAAUGUCAUCCUUUCAUUAUAUAUGUGUAACUGUGCAAUGAAUGAUCGUGUCGAAAGAAACAGAGGUGUGUGCUUGCUUUGGUAUUACAAUUGCACUGCAUCAUUUGUUCUCAUCACAUUAAAAAGUCAUGGAGAAAAGCAUAAAAAAAUAUUUUAAAAAAUGUUUUAAAACAAAAUGUUUUAGAAAAGUCAACAUUUAUGAACAUAUUGCAAACAAAUGUUACAAGAAACAUGUAGGUUAUAUUUACUCAUAUUGGUGGUGGUGUUGUUGAUUGUAAAAAGUGAUUUUUACAAAUUUGUCAUCAACUUCAUUACAUUGAAUAUAUCAUGUUUUUGUAUAUAAUGUCAUUUUUUCAUUAUAUUUGUGUAACUGUAGAAUGAAUGAUCGUGUCGAGAAGAAACAGAGAUGUGUGUUUGCUUCGGUAUUACAAUUUCAUUGCAUCAUUUGUUCUCAUCACAUUAAAAAGUCAUGGAGAAAAGCAUAAAAAAAUAUUUAAAAAAAAUGUUUUAAAACAAAAUGUUUUAGAAAAACAAAGAAAAAUAUCAAACAGGGAAUGCCACGCACCAAAAGCGCAGCCUCCUCAAAACGAACCCCCCAGAAAAAGUCAACAUUUAUGAACAUAUUGCAAACAAAUGUUACAAGAAACAUGUAGGUUAUAUUUACUCAUAUUGGUGGUGGUGUUGUUGAUUGUACAAAGUGAUUUUUACAAAUUUGUCAUCAUCUUCAUUACAUUAAAUAUAUCAUGUUUUUGUAAAUAAUGUCAUCCUUUCAUUAUAUUUGUGCAACUGUGGAAUGAAUGAUCGUGUCGAGAAGAAACAGAGGUGUGUGCUUGCUUUGGUAUUAAAAUUUCAUUGCAUCAUUUUUUCUCAUCACAUUAAAAAAGUCAUGGAGAAAAACAUAAAAAAAUACUUGAAAACAAAAUGUUUUAGAAAAGUUGACAUUUAUAAAUAUAUUGCAAACAAAUGUUACAAGAAACAUAUAGGUUAUAUUUACUUAUAUUGGUGCUGGUGUUGUUGAUUGUACAAAAUGAUUUUUACAAAUUUGUCAUCAUCUUCAUUACAUUGAAUAUAUCAUGAUUUUGUAUAUAAUGUCAUCCUUUCAUUAUAUUUGUGUAACUGUGGAAUGAAUGAUCGUGUCGAGAAGAAACAGAGGUGUGUGCUUGCUUUGGUAUUACAAUUUCAUUGCAUCAUUUUUUCUCAUCACAUUAAAAAGUCAUGGAGAAAAACAUAAAAUUUAAAAAAAAACAAUGUUUUAGAAAAGUCAACAUUUAUGAACAUAUUGCAAACAAAUGUUACAAGAAACAUGCUAGUUAUAUUUACUCAUAUUGUUGGUGGUGUUGUUGCUUUAGUUCACGCAGUUAGUUACUUAAUUAGAUACUUUUGAAAGUAAUAUAUGAGCCGCACCAUGAGAAAACCAACAUAGUGCAUUUGCGACCAGCAUGGAUCCAGGCCAGCCUGCGCAUCCGCACAGUCUUGUCAGGAUCUAUGCCUUUCGAUUUCAAAGCCUAUUGCAAUUAGAGAAACCGUUAGCGACCAGCAUGGAUCCUGAUGCAAAUGCACUAUGUUGGUUUUCUCAUGGUGCGGCUCAUAUAUAUUAUAUUAAGGGUAAAUAUACCAAAAAACUAUGUAUUUAUAAUGCAAGAGAGGCUAAUGUUAUGUUAAGUCAAUGCAAUCUUCAGUAAAAAAUAUGUUGACAAUAUCAUCGAUGUAAGGUAAUAAGCAAAAAGAGUUUAAGCGUAAAGAAUGGUUUGAAUAAUUCUUUGUUUUAUAUGUUUACUUAAUUAUUUACUUAUUGCACGUAAAGUGUGUUUUGUAUUAUAAGAAUAUUUCACUGGUUGCGGGUAAAGAUGGAAAUAUCAGGCACUCGGGUAACUGUUUAGGCGGUAACGAGGCUCCUUUUGCGGGUCAAUAUCGCUUUUUGCGGACCCGAGCGUGUACCCCUUUCGUCCAAUCAAAUUAGCGCAUUCAAGAAGGGUAUAUAAUAUUUUACUUAAAGUUUAAAUGAACAUGAUAUUUUCCCCCAUCAGGGAAAAGGUAAAUUGGAAUCACUUUGUACAGUCUUUCUGUCCAUUCAACCAUCUGUCCUCCGCAUUUCAAUCCGCUGUACCCGGGCAAUGAUGGCAAAGAGGGAUAUACCGUUUUCUAUUUAUUUAUUUUUUUCACAAGAUUGCACACAACUAAACUUCUGAAGAAAUGUUCAACGUAUGUACAUGAAAUAUUUCUAUAUUUCAUAGUUGUGUAUCUUAUAUUCUACUUUCCCAUCUGAUAGCAAAGGCGUCAGGUAUAAAAUUUGGUACUGAAGCCAUGUAUAUUAAAAAGAUUUUCAAAUUCUUGGUUCUGCCAGGGAUGCUAGCUGCACAACAUUUUGAACAACACAAAUUUAUAAUUCUGAUGUGAGAUUUUUUGUAUUGUACUUACAAAACUAUCAUGAACAUAAAUUGGAGAGGCGUUUUUAACCAUCUUCAGGUAGAUAUCAGACUUUUUUCAAUGUAACCCUCAGCUGUUAUUUGGGUCUCAAAAUUUGGAAAAAUUGAUUGUUUUGAAGGUUUCGAGAGAGAUGUUUUGAAAAUUUCUUAGAUUACACCGUUCAUUUAUAUAAAAUAAUCAAUUAUGCAUUGGUUCAGAUUGUACAAAGCAAUUUUCCUAAGAAAAAUAUGUGUCGAUCAUGGAUUUCAAAUCUGGGUGUUUUCAAAAUUUACAAAGUUUUCUAUUAAGUAAGAUUUUAUAGUUAGUCUAUAUAAAUAGCAUGGUGGCAGUACAUAUCUUCUGUUGACUGUCGCAGUUUAAUGUAAAUUAUUAUUUAUGAUAGUUAUAUUGUGUUCCACUGUCCAUCUUUCAAGGGGUCUAUGCAAUACAUUUGUUUGCAACCGUAAAUUCAAUAGAGAAUGGAUAUAUAUUUCUAAACUAAAUUGAAAGCAGCUGUAUUAUGUCUCAUAAAGGAUAACAUAUCUUGUUUUCUCAACAGAUUAUUUAUUAUUAAAAAUAUAUUCCUAUUCGAUACAUAAAUUUUGACAGAAAACUGAUGUUUAGGAUAAUAAGUUUGCAUCUCAUCCGUCGUUCAUUUCGUUCUAUUUUGUCAGGUCUCAAAGUCAAUGUCAGAUAUAAAGGUCGAAAGUUUUAUUCCUUUUCUUUUUGUCCGGAAUAUAACUUUUCUAUGCAUAAAUGGAUAUUGAAAUAACUUGACACACAUAUUCACCGUUCUCUUACAAUAACGAUCAAUGUCACAUUUAGAGGUCAAAUAUUUUAGGUAUUUUUCUUGUCCGGACUAUAACAGUUUUAUUCAUACAUGGAUGUUAAAAUAAUUUGUAACUAACAAGACAAUGUCAAAGGCAAAACUAUUUCCUGAAAGUCUAAGAUCAAAGGCUUUAUGCAUUUUGGUUGUUUGGUCAACAGCCUUUUUAUGUAUGCAAAUUUGCUAAAACUAGAUUAAUGAGUCCGACUCUAGCGUAAAGAAAAAAGUAAGACUUAAGAGGUCAAAGAUUGUUCGUAGUUUUGUUUUCCACUCUACAACUUUUUAUGCAUAAAUGAAUAUAAAAAUUUAGAUAAUUUUGUGCUAAGAAACAAUGAAACGUUUGUUUUUAACAACAAACUUCAUAGAAAUUCCACAUCUUUAUAAAGGUGGUAAUUUCUUCUUACUGACGCAGUAAGGGACUUUGUAUUGUCUGGUAAUACGUCCUUCUAUUGAUUUAUUAAGGUCUUCUGAGACGAGACAGAAAUAAAAAAUAGGUUACCCACAUUCAUCUUCCUUUGCUUUUACAGUCCCAGCACACUUCUGGUACAUGUGCAUGCCAUAUAUGUCAGGUAAACUGUAUACUUGAAAAUGUCAUAUAGGGAAAUACCAGUUGAAUUAUAUAUAUCAAAAUCUGCGCGAAAGACAUAAUAUCUUAAUAUCAGCUAAAAUGUUACAAAAAGUGAACUAAAUGCCCGUUUGUAUUGAAGAUCUUUUAGAAAUUUGGAAUACAACCAAGAAAAUGGUUUGCAGACUUUUCGACAAUUUUGAUUUUUUUUUAAUUUUAGUUUUGAAUACGCCUGAUAAUUGUGACAAAGGAAAUAUCAACCAAAAACUGCACUUUUUCUAAAGUUUGUUAUUAUGCAAGAGAGGCGGAUAUAGUUAAUGCAUUCUUCAGUAACAAAUUUGUUGAAAAUAUCACCGAUGUAAGGUAAUAAGCAACAGGAGUAUAAGUGUAAAGAAUGGUCUGGAUAGUUCUUUAUGUACUUAUAAAACAGACUGGCCCGGUUUAUAUGUAUUGUAUUGCCAUCGAAAUAUUUCUAUAAAAUGCUUCUUCCCCUUCCGUUUGGAUCCGUCCAUGUUUACAAACACGUUUGUUUAUUUUAUGGACUGUAUAUUCUACUUCAAAAAUAGCAUUUCUGAAAAUAGCAUUCACACAACUUGAGAAAAGCGAUUGUUUAUGUUUGCUUGAUUAAAUGUAUUUCACUUGUUUAAAUGUACAACCAGAUUUGUUUGAAAGGAAAGGGAUGUUGGAAUCACAUUGUCACUUUACCGUUUCUAUAUUAAAGAGAAUAAAUAAUUGAUACACGGCAAAGACCAGGUUAUGAUGUAACUAUUGUUUGAAAAAUAAUACAAUUGUCCCCAUUUUUAUGCCCCCGAAGGGAGGCAUAUAGUUUUUUGAACCGUCUGUCAGUCUGUCGGUCUGUCAGUCGGUCCGCAAUUUUCGUGUCCGGUCCAUAUCUUUGUCAUCCAUGAAUGGAUUUUCAAAUAACUUGACAUGAAUGUGUACCACAGUAAGACAACGUGUCGCGCGCAAGACCCAGGUCCGUAGCUCAAAGGUCAAGGUCACACUUAGACGUUAAAGGUCAUUUUUCAUGAUAGUGCCUUCGUGUCCUGUCCAUAUCUUUGUCAUCGAUGGAUGGAUUUUCAAAUAACUUGGCAUGAAUGUGUACCACAGUAAGACGACGUGUCGCGCGCAAGAUCCAGGUCCGUAGCUCAAAGGUCAAGGUCACACUUUUAGACAUUAAAGGUCAUUUUUCAUGAUAGUGCAUUCGUGUCCGGUCCAUAUCUUUGUCAUCCAUGGAUGAAUUUUCAAAUAACUUGGCAUGAAUGUGUACCACAGUAGGACGAUGUGUCGCGCGCAAGACCCAGGUCCGUAACUCAAAGGUCAAGGUCACACUUAGACGUUAAAGGUCAUAUUUCAUGAUAGUGCAUUGAUGGGCGUGUCCGGUCCAUAUCUUUGUCAUUCAUGCAUGGAUUUUAAAAUUACUGGGCAUGAAUGUGUACCACAGUAAGACGACGUGUCGCGCGCAAGACCCAGGUCUGUAGGUCAAAGGUCCUAAACUCUAACAUCGGCCAUAACUAUUCAUUCAAAGUGCCAUCGGGGGCAUGUGUCAUCCUAUGGAGACAGCUCCUGUUUAUUUUUAUUUUUUGCAAAUUGCAAACAAUAUCUGCUUGGAGUAUAAAAUGAAAACGCCCAAAUUUCAAAAAGUUUUUCUCCAUCUUGAAGAUUAUAAAAUUAAAAUUUACUUGCUUUUGAUGUUUAUUUUCUUACUGAUUUCGUCACAAUUUCAAACCUAAAUAAUUAAUAUUGUAUAGUUACUGCCAAUUAGUAUUAUUGUGAAUUCCAGUUAUAUUUAACAAGAUAUAUCAAAUAUCUGAUACAUUUAUGAGAUUAUUCAACAAUAUCUGUAAGAAGAUCCUUUGGAAGUAGAUCUAUAGACAGCAACCAUUCAAAAUAAUAGCUGUUCAUGAGAGGUAAUGUAAUGUGCAACAUCCUUGCCGCCCCUAGCAUUGGCUUAAACGAAACUAUCAUUCAGAAACAUUGAAUGGACCCAGUAAUCCCAAACGACCAGAAAAUAUAACACCACCGAGUCCAAGUACGGGGGGACAUUUUACGAUCGCCACAUAGCAACCGCCGUUGUGAUAGUUAAGAAAUAUAUAAGAAAAAUAGUUUAGAAGCAUAGAAUUUAACCACGCAAAAUAAUAACAGAGGUUAUGAAAAGUGCAUCACCCCUCAUGCCCGUCAAAUCGUAGAUGGUAGUGGAAAAGAUUUGCCUAGAUUUCUGUUUGAAUUCCUGACUGUUAGUGGUGUUGCUCAGCAUUCUGAAUUCUCAACUUUUAAUUUCUCUAAGUAUCUCUAGUAGAGUUUAACUAUAACAUGGUAUUUUCCAUUUUCAACAUAAGCAAUUUUGGACAUCAGAAUUCGGUUCGACACCAGUUGUUGUCAAGUCUUAAGAAACGUUUCAGAAUAUCUUGGGGUAUAUACUUUCAUGUAAAUUUAUGUGUUGAUCAUGAAUUUCAAUUUAACCUUUUCAUCUUCAAAAUAUUACCAUCCACGGGUAACUGAACCAUAGAUUAUUUUUGCUUUUUGCAGAACUAGGAAGAAAUUCACGGAAAAUAUCGUGUCAUUGUAUAACUCUGAUGUAUUUUCAAACAACUAUUAUAGAGAUAUCAACAUCAACUAUCACAAUACUAUUUGUUUGUACAUAUCUUGCUAUUGUUAAAUCCAAAAUGUGUAACAGAAAAUAAUUCUAUUUUUUCGAUGACUAGAUGUGCAAUUAAUUGCAAUUGUAUAUUUUCCGUAUCAAUAGACUAUAUCAACAUUUUACUGAUAAAAUCAGACAUAUUUGUGAUUGAUUCAGUUUUUUGAUUUUCAAGUUUAAACUCUUUUCUCUUCAACAUAAUUUAUGGAUAAAUUAAAACUAUGGCUUGUUGUAGUAGAUAAAUUUGGUUGAAUGAAGUAAAUUACUUUAUUUUAAUUUGAUAGAUUAACUUAGUAAAUUACCUAAUGCAAUUAUCGAUAGUUCCUGUAAAAUCUCGAAAACAGUCUCAGUUUGAUACAAGGAUAUUCUUUUGAAGUGUUUAUGAUCAGAUGAAUUUAAAUCUUACGAAAAUAUCUGAUUUUACACUAAAUGUCAAGAGAGAAUUUAGUCAAGGUAGCUCGAGAACUUCUUGUACAUUAACUGAAAUAUGUUAAAAGUCAAAUACACUCAUAGAAAAUUUUAAAUAUGAAUGACGAUGAAAAUAUUUUUAAGGAGGUAGGUUACCUUAAUAUUUGUAUGUGCGCAUGCCAAACCGGAAGCUAACUUGACGAUUUACGACGACGUUUACGACAAACUAAAUGUGUUAGUAUAUCCAUUCUUCUGAAAAUAAAUCAUGUACCUGUCUCCGAAUUGAUGCUUAAUGGUUAAUUAAUGCAGAAAUAAUUAAUAAAUUGCCGCAGAAACGCUUCAAAACAUUGUUGCCUUAAAAUGACGUCAUGACGUUACGUGUCAGUUACCGCGUAAUAUUAAUAGCUUUUAUUUUGAAAGUACGUAAUUCUGUAAAUGUUCUUUAUUUGAACUAUUUUCAAACUGCCAUUAUUUGCUGAAAUAUUUUUUAUGAGUCUUUCGCUCUAACAAGUAAUCAAUAUUUUGCUUCUUUUUUGUAGUUAUAUUGAAAUGUUAUGCAGAAUGUAAGAACAUGGAUGAUGGUAAGCGGUGUUAUUGGGAAUAUAGGUGGGUGAAAGGUUACCCAUUACGGCCAUUUUCAAAUAAAAAUUGGGCAGUUUGAUUUGUAAUACCUAUUUUUCAGUUUCCGUUGAUAAUUUGUUACUUAUAUACUAAAUCUAAGCUCUAAAAUUGCUAAAAUUUUAGUAGACAAUUGUGGUUUCUUAAAUUAAAUUGAUGUUACCAUGGAAACGAAUCCCGUGACCUAUAUAUCUAAAUGUAAAAUUCAAAAGUGUUGACACUUGUCUAUCUAAGGAACACAGUUUCAGCUUUUUAUUUGCAUAUUACCAGUAUCCAUGAGAAUCUUUGCAGCAUGCAGAACGAUUUUUCCAUAAAAAAUGUCAGAUAAGGGGUACUGCUUUCAGUAUUUUAAGCUGCGAAAAUCGUUUAGAUAAAUACAAAUAACACGGAAAUAUUACUUACCUUAGAAAUAAAAUGUUUUAAAGCUACACUAACAAGAAAUAUACUUUUAUUUAAUAUUUUUUAUAAGAAAUUACAAUAAAAAUCAAGAUAUAAGCUAUUUUAAACAUCUCUGUUGCCAUGGUUACUUUAAACAUUUAGAAAAAUAAGGUACCAUGUAAAGGGCUUGGUAUUUUGCUAAUAAUAUUUCCCAAAUAUUACCUGUUGGUCAUUAACAGAAUGGCGCUGAAGCCGUCGAAAAACCCGUUUUCAUACAUAGCUGUUUAAAAAUGAGAGAAAAUGCGUUACCAUGGAAACACGAGCCCCGCGACAUAUACAUUUUAAGCUUAUAUUAGAAAGCUAACGCGCAUACUAGUAAAAUUAUCAAUUACGCAGACUUCUACGAAUGACAAUGAAACCAAAAUACACUGAAAAGUGUUAAAUAUCCGUAUUUUCCUUCUUCUUUCAGUAUAAGAUACAUUUGGAGGGUCAUGUACUUCAAACCUUAAUAAAGAUUUUACUUGAAGGGACAGAAAUAAACGAAAUUGAGAUUGUAGCAGUUAAAACAUUAAAUUACACGAAAUACAAAAAAUUGCUGCGGUUCGACUAAUUUGAAUUUACCCUGGUAACAAGGUAACUUACCUCCUUAAAGAAAUGUUAAAAACUAAAUUUUUCCUAUUAUAAUGAAAUAAUAAGUCAUAGGUGUUGAGAUGAUAUAAUAAAUGAUAUUCAGAAGAUCAAAACUUUACCAACAAAUAAAUGUUAUUUCGUUAUUAAUUGAUAAAGAUUAAAAGAUCAAUUCAUA